AUGGCCGUGAUUUCAAAAGAACCGACUCCACCGGGCAAGCCUUCGGAUCUUGAUGUGAGGGUCCGCAGUGACAAGAGCUUGGAGAUUCGUUGGGCAGGGGGAGAUGGAGAAUGCAAUGACUACGAGUUGGAGAUUCGCUACUUUCGACUUGGUGGGGCGAUGAUUAAACCUGAUCACUCGACUGUGAAGGAAGUGAAAGGUCUUGCAACACAUGAGCUCCAUCCGGAGAAUCUUCCAAAAGACCUAGCUUGGGUGGUGAAAGUUGGGUUGAAGGCCAAGUCGGAGAAUUCGUUCAGUGAAGCCAUCAUGAAGCAGGUCAGUUGGGACGAUGAAUUGGCCGACACAGAGAAAGACUUGAAGGAAAAUAUUGCUGGCCUGAACGAGGAAUUUCAAUCCUUUAUCGAGGCAAAAGAGUCGGGGUGGCGACAAUCUCUUCCAGCCUUCCUGCGGUUCAAACCGAGAUUUCUACUGUUGGGAGGUCAGCAUCAUGGCAAGUCCUCUUUUGCCAACCAUUUGUAUCGCUGCUUAAAAAGUGAUUUGAGUCUCAAUGACCAGAUGGAUGUGGCAUCAGCUGGAGCAGAAGAAAAGACAGUGGAAACAAAGAGCCUCAGCCUGCCACUAAAUGGCAGAGAUGUGCAGAAGAGCUUCAGGUCCUUUGACUUGAUUACAUCUUGCUCAGUGCCACCAGAUGAAGACCAAUGCGCUAGAAACACCUGUGAAUGGUUUGACAACUUUGAGAGACGCGACUUCGGCCUGAGAUCCAGGCCAGCCCUAGCAGAGGCCGCGGAAGAUCUUCAUGUACUUUUCUUGUCUUCAAAUGAGUGGGGAAAGCAUGCUCUGAAACCAGGAACCUUGCAGCUUGAUGGCUUCCUGUUCUUUCUGAAGGCAGGCUUGUUUUUGCAGAAGAGCAAAGAGGCCUUGUGGAGCUACGAGCGGCACUUGAAGAAGAAGGGAGACGGGCCGGUGGAGCUGUUUCAGUUCUCAGAGCAGGAAGAUCUGAAUGUCAAGUUGCUGGCUGACAAGCUGAAGGGAAGUUCCAGCUCUGCGCAAGUGUCAGUUCUUCUGAUGCUGACUGGGUCAUCCAGUUAUUUGUGGCUGGUCUGGGAGCACCAUCCCAAAAAUGUGGAACUUUGCACCAUGCUGAAGCGAUUUCCCAGGAAACUCAACUUUGUGAUUUGUCCCACUUCGAGAGCCACUCGAGAUGAAUGGGAAGCGCAGAGCUCACAGGCUCCGGGCAUCUUUGGCGAUUUUUGGGACAACAAUGUCUCCGUGUGGGAUGGCUUUGACCGUGAUGUUGCCUCAAAAAACCAGAUUUGCAGCUUGAUUUGCACAGAGGGCAAGAGCAAGAAGGAUGUUGGUGAGAAGCCGUCCGCAAGAAAUAGGUUCUCGCUGGGUUUGCCGCUGGUGCUUGGCAUUUGUGCACUGGGGCUGUGGUGUAUAACCCAUCUUCAAGGAAAGCUCGCCGCAGCAUAUGCAGAGAACGAGAAGCUUCAAAAAGAUCUUGAGGCAACACUAGCUGAGAAGGAGAAGCUAGAGAGCCUCGAGAGAACACGAACUGAGAAGGAUAAAUUUCAAAGAAACCUUGAUCCCAGCAUAUCGGAACGUGAGGAUUUCUCCGCUGACUACUCCAAAACACCUGAGAAGUGCAGGACUAGUAGAACGAACAAGCUCACGCUUUCAAAAUCAGCUCCGCCAAAGCCUAUGGAUUUGUCUGUGGUGGUGCAUGGCGACAAGAGCUUGGAGAUUCGUUGGGCAAGGGGAGAUGGAGAAGGCAAUGACUACGAGUUGGAGCUUCGCUACUUUCGACUUGGUGGGUUGAUGAUGGAACCUGAUCACCCGACUGUGAAGGAAGUGAAAGGUUGUGCAGUGCACGUGCCCCAUCCAGAGAACCUGUCCAAAGGCUUCGGUUGGGUCGUGAAGAUUGCCUUGCAGGCCAAGUCAGAUGGUUUGUUGAGCGAGAAAAUCACGCAGCAGGUCAGUUGGGACGAUGAAUUGGCCGACACAGAGAAAGACCUGGAGGAAAAGAUGCCUAAGUUGAAGAGUGAACUUGAAGGUUUCGUUGCUGUCAGAGGCAAACCGAGAUUUCUACUGUUGGGAGGUCAGCAUCAUGGCAAGUCCUCUUUUGCCAACCAUUUGUAUCGCUGCUUCAACUGUGAUUUGAGUCUCAAUGACCAGAUGGAUGUGGCAUCAGCUGGAGCAGAAGAAAAGACAGUGGAAACGAAGAGCCUCAGCGUGCCUGUGCUAGCGGAAGGCCAGUGGAGUCUACCGUGCUUUGACAUCGUGAGCGGGAGCAAAGAGGCCUUGUGGAGCUACGAGCGACACUUGAAGCAGAAGGGAGACGGGCCGGUGGAGCUGUUUCUGUUCUCAGAGCAGGAAGAUCUGAAUGUCAAAGUGCUGGCUGACAAGCUGAAUGGAAGUUCGAGCUGUGCGCAAGUGUCAGUUCUUCUGAUGCUGACUGGGUCAUCCAGUUAUUUGUGGCUGGACCGGGAGCACCAUCCCAAAAAUGUGGAACUUUGCACCAUGCUGAAGCGAUUUCCCAGGAAACUCAACUUUGUGAUUUGUCCCACUUCGAGAGCCACUCGAGAUGAAUGGGAAGCGCAGAGCUCACAGGCUCUGGGCAUCUUUGGCGAUUUUUGGGACAACAAUGUCUCCGUGUGGGAUGGCUUUGACCGUGAUGUUGCCUCAAAAAACCAGAUUUGCAGCUUGAUUUGCACAGAGGGCAAGAGCAAGAAGGACGUUGGUGAGAAGCCGUCCGCAAGAAGUUUGCCGCUGGUGCUUGGCAUUUGUGCACUGGGGCUGUUGUAUACAGCCCAUCUUCACAUGACCCUAGAAGCAGAAAGGGGUGAGUUGGAGAAGCUUCAAGGAAAGCUCGCCGCAACAUAUGCAGAGAAGGAGAAGCUUGAAGAGAGCCUCAAAACAACACAAGCGGAGACGGAUAAUUUUCAAAACGAUCUCAAGACUGGGAAGUGCUCAUGUUUAGACCCUGGUAAAGCAAGGAGCUCGGCCUUUUUCCAAUACUUCACCGAUAUUUUCCAUGUUGGUUUGAGUCCAGAAUUCAUGCAACAAUGGAACAAAUGAAUAGCCAUGAUGGUGUC
Messenger RNA from Cladocopium goreaui, 3095 nucleotides. Lineage: Eukaryota; Dinophyceae; Suessiales; Symbiodiniaceae. The record is from the annotation of a GenBank genome assembly.